Messenger RNA from Amphibalanus amphitrite, 1006 nucleotides. Its product is annotated as DNA-directed RNA polymerase II subunit RPB4-like. Gene Ontology annotation, biological process: transcription initiation at RNA polymerase II promoter; mRNA export from nucleus in response to heat stress; positive regulation of translational initiation. Gene Ontology annotation, molecular function: nucleotide binding; translation initiation factor binding. The record is from RefSeq and is a predicted model, not a curated record. Gene Ontology annotation, cellular component: RNA polymerase II, core complex; P-body. The transcript has 5 exons. Lineage: Eukaryota; Metazoa; Arthropoda; Thecostraca; Balanomorpha; Balanidae. Bases 146 to 562 code for a protein of 138 amino acids.
GACGAAAUCAAAAGACCACCGACAGUUACGGAGCGGCGAAUCUGUCGUGGUGUGAUAGCGUAUAUUUACAUAUAAACAAGAUUAUAAAUUAGCCCAAUUACCCUUUAUAGAGGUUUUUUCCCAGUCUAGCUCCAAAGCCAAAACCAUGGCACAUGUUCCUGCAGAGCAACCAGAAGAGGAUGCAUCAGAACUGCAGUUCCCAAAAGAGUUUGACAAUGCUGAGACACUCAUGAUAUCAGAGGUACACAUGCUUUUGGAGCACCGCAAGGCUCAGAAUGAGAAUGCCGAAGAGGAACAAGAACUAUCGGAGGUUUUCCUGAAGACUCUGGCGUAUGCCGGUCGUUUCGCUAAGUUCAAGAACCGAGAAACGAUUGCAUCUGUCCGAAAUCUCCUUGCUCAGAAAAAGCUGCACAAGUACGAGCUUGCCGCACUGGCCAGUCUUUGCCCAGACAACCCUGAUGAGGCCAAAACACUUAUACCCAGCCUGGAGGGACGUUACGAAGACGAAGAACUUCGGGCCAUCCUGGACGACAUUCAGACCAAGCGCAGCUUCCAGUAUUGAGCGUAUCGCAGCCGCGUGCUGCCAGCUUAUUUGUGUGGUGAUGGUUGUCAUGUCGUUCCCCUUACUACAUAGUUUGGACCACACGCCUACAUGGCCGAUCAGUAACAUCGCAAGUGCAGGCUGUUCUGGUCUUUAUUUUCAUUCACCCAUGUAGUCUACUUCAUCGACAUAUUGUCAUCAAUCAUUGCCUUGUGAUAAGUUGUGAAAUAAAGAGCAGGUGCUAGGUAAUGUCAAACCUUUCCCGUAACUUUUCUGAAACUUUGCAAGCUUUAGACAGUGCACUUGCAUCCGUGAUAGUCGUGCUUUAUCCGAAAUUAAAAAAUGGCGCCGACUUGAAAGGCGUUAAGAAAAUGCACAAAGAUGUUGACAUGUAGAACAGUUCUAGCGGCCCAGCAUGCAUUUUCUUUACGACGGUACUUAAGGAAUACAGUAUUUCGCCUCAUU